ACCCAAUAUGGCAGCAGCAGUCGCUCCUGCGCUGUAACUACAGCAACAUUUCCACAAAUACAGCAAUAACAGGCACCGACCAGAUUGUAUUUACAACCCAACCGCAGGCAUGAGGGAGAAACAAAGGAAGAAGAAAGGGAGGACCUGGGCAGAGGCUGCCAAAACGGUACUGGAGAAGUACUCCAACACACCCAUGAGCCAUAAAGAAAUUCUUCAGGUGAUCCAAAGAGAGGGUUUAAAAGAGAUCAGAAGCGGGACCUCUCCUCUGGCAUGUUUAAAUGCAAUGCUAUACACCAACUCCCGAGGGGAAGAGGGAAUUUUCUACAAAGUACCUGGUCGUAUGGGAGUCUACACAUUGAAGAAGGACAUAUCAGACAGUGCAAAGGAUUUGUCAGAGGAGGGCUCCGAAGAUAGCAGCGACAAUCUUUCAGAUUCACAGAGCACCGAGAACAACAAUAACAGCAACAAAGACAUGAAGAAGAGCACAUGGAAACGAAAAGUGCCCUCCAAACUCCAAUCGCAGCCUCCAUCACCUCAGUCCAGAUGCCAGUCGCCCUCCAUUACAGCGAAUAAGGUCAUCUCCCCAUCACAGAAACACUGCAAGAAAGCACUCAAACAGGCCCUGAAGCAGCAGCAGCAGAAGAACCAGCGGAGACAAGGAGCAGUGGCUGCUUCCUCAAACCCACGACUCCUUCUGAACACCACGAAAGACAUGGGCGACCAGACGGCUUUCAAAACCGGGUGGGAGGUGAAACAGUCAGACAAACGAUCGUCCAGCCCUCCGAACUCCACCUCCAGCUCAUCAUCUUCUGUGAAAACAGACCAGUCCUCUUCAGCAGCUGGCAAGAAAACAUCUCAGAGAUCUGACAGACUCAAUGCAAGGCAGCUGAAGCAUUCAAAAUGUGCAGAGAUUGACGUGGAAACUCCAGACUCCAUCUUGGUGAACACCAACUUGCGGGCCUUGAUAAACAAGCACACUUUCUGUGUGUUACCCCCAGAGUGCCAGCAGUGCUUACAGAGCCUUCUGCCAGAGGUGGAUAGGCAGGUGAGUGCUGAUGGAUUGAUGAAGUUGAGCAGCUCGGCCUUGAAUAAUGAAUUCUUUACAUCUGCAGCUCAAUCCUGGAAGGAAAGAUUAUCAGAGGGAGAGUUCACACCAGAGAUGCGACUGAGAAUACGACAGGAGAUAGAGAAAGAAAAGAAGGUGGAGCUGUGGAAGGAAGAUUUUUUUGAGAGCUACUAUGGCCAGCAUUCUGGUCUGAGCUUGGAAGAAUCAAAAAUGCUGACAGUAGCCACUAAUGUCCCAGAAGCCACCAUACAUCAGCCCACUCCUUUAGCCCUCGGACAGGCGCCUGCAGUGAAGACAGAGGUGAAGGCCGAGCUCAAGAAGGAACUCAAGGUUAAAAUAGACAAAAAAUCUGCCUCUGAAAUUAAGAAAGAGGACAAGAAAGCCUGUGGAACAUUAGAAAUUUUAAAGACACUGCCCAGAAAUAAAACACUGAAAACAGAGAGGUCACAGGCCAAAGCAAGCCCUGAAAAGACUCCAGAAAGCACUGUAGUCGAGAAGCCCGUUGUGGAUGAAGCAAAGGUGGUUUCAGGAGCAGUUAAUGUCAAAACCAAGGAAGAAGCAACUGAGGAAGAAAUCCUGACAAGAGAAUCACAGGAACAGGGUGGGUCCAAAUUAAAGGUGUCUCCACAGACCACUAAAAUGCCCAGUCUCGACAAAAUGGAAGUGACCACGACACCAGUGGACAAGCAAGAGGGUGAUAGACCCAGGAAGAUGGCGGAAGCAGAGCAAAUGGAAGUCGCCCAGGCAGGACUGAAAAGAAAGUCCCCUAGUCAGCAGGAGGAGGUGCUGUCAAGCCCUGAGAAGAGGCCCCGAGUGUCAGAGCAGCAGCUAUUUCGGACCCCUUCCAAAAGCCCUCAUAACAGCAGGGAAAGCACUCCAGAGCCAAAGGUCCCACCUCUAAAGAUUCCUGUCUCAAGGAUCUUGCCAGUGGCAACCCCUGCUGAUCAGGUCUCUCCCAGGGCCCCAUUCACAUCCCCUAUCACCAGUCCUGGGCGUACAGGGGCACGUACCUUGGCCGACAUCAAGGCUAAAGCCCAGUUUGCCAGGGCCCAGCGGGCAGCUGCUGCUGCUGCAGCAGCAGCUGCAGCCACAGUUUCAUCUUCAGGGGGUUCCGUGCCGGGCCCUGGGCCAGGGGGAGGAGUUAGCCCUGGAGGGGCCUGUGGCCCAGGAGAUACAGUCAGUGAGCUGGAUACAAGGGGAAUUACAGCAGAACUGGGAAGAGCUGGAGGAAGGGGAGCUGCAGGAGGGAUUCUUCCUGCCAGUCCAGAGGCCCAAGCCAAGAGUUUAUCCUUCAAUGGCUGUGAUUCGAGAACACAAUUACAGCAAACCGCCACACCAGAGGCCAGAGCCUGCUAUACCAGUACGGCCUCCAACUCGUUGUCUUCAGGGUCCCCACCAGCCAACACAUCUCCAAUAGGGAACUCCAGCACAAAAAACACAGCUAGUCCAUUAUCAACUUCAUCGCAAUCAUCAAAGUCUGGCGGAGCAUCCAGUUUCACUUUUAAAGAGCAAUCAAAAUCAGCAGCUUCUGCUCUAGAUGUAACUCAGCCACCAAUGCAGUCAUCAACAGAUCCAGUUACUGAUGACAGUGAGAAUGACACUGACAAAACUGAAAAAACAAUAAUUACAGAAAAAGGUGUUGAUUUGUCUAAGGAAACAUAUGCAUCUCCGUUAGUACAACAGCCGUCAGCCUCAGUUGUCGCCACGAUGAAGCCCCCUGCCAGAGUCUUGGUCUCUAGCAUGCCUACUAUGUUUCUGCAUUCUAGCACUGCAGUAACUCUUGAGACUUCAAGCAGUAUUCUCUCCACAGCAUCAAGCCAAAAGAUGCCAGGGAUCCACCCUGCAGACAGGCCUGUAACCAAGACUAGCUCUUCCAUCCCUGCAAACAACCCGCUAGUCACCCAGCUUCUGCAAGGAAAAGAAGUCCCCCUUGAGAAGAUACUUCCAAAAACCCUAACCAGAAAUGAAGUGAAACCACUUAUCGUGGCCUCAGGUGAUAAAGGGAAAGUGUCCAACGCUACCACAGUGGUGGUGUCUGUGGCAAACAGUGAGCAUCAAUCUAGAGCCUACCCAGAACUCUAUGGAAAAGCGGUCAACUCACAAAGACAUUUGUGGCCAAGCCAGGUGAUGAUGGGUAGGGUGGACCUUGCCCAACAACAAAGAGAAACGCUCAAUAAGACCACACAGCAACAGAUACUGCAGACGCUCAUUAAGAGGGCCCAGGGUCAACAUUUUAUGCCAGUGUCACAUCCGUCACAGCAGGGGUUCUGCCACUUUGGCCUCCCAAUAGAAGAAAAUUCCAACAGUCAAAAAUUUACAUUGGGUUUCAUGGGCCGGAAAAGAACCUCCAAGCCCGCCAUGUCAGGUCAUUACCUUCUCAACAUUUCAACUUAUGGGAGAGGAUCUGAGAGCUACAAACGGGCUCAACUGGUCAACACAGAGAACCGGCUGGGAAUGAAUGUCCCCUUUUCCGCCUUGAAGAAGGAAUUCAAAGAAGGUGAUAUGAUUCCUGGGGAAAAUGAAGAGCAACAUGCAUUUGAGAGAGAAAAUGAAAAGCAACACGCAUUUGAAACAUCCAAUGAUUUGGCAGCAGGCCAGUCUGAACUUUCAGCUAUCAAGAAAGAGCUGCAGGUGCCGCUGGAUGUGGAAAGAAAUAGAGUAAGCCCAAGUAACAUGCAACCUGAUGCAUUGCUUGAUGUCAGUUACAAUCACAGGGUUAAGAUUGAGUCUGCCUUGAUAGAUCAGUUACCAGACAGGAAGGAGGGCUCAGCCCUGUCAGCCAACAACAAUGCUGUGGCCUUAGCCAAAGAAAUUGACCAAGUGUCCAAGUCUAGCAUAGCUCACAGUGAAACUGGCAAUCACCCGCAGGGUAACUCAGAACAUUAUCAAAUGCCAGUUUCUGCAGGAAACCAUCAGCAUCAAGAAUCUAUUUGCCACCAGAGGAAGUUUUAUGAAAACCAUAGAUCAGAGGUUGGACAUUUUUAUGGUGGUAAAAUCAAUGUGUCUGCAUCACAUGCUCUGAAUCACAGUUCCAAGGCACCUGGGAACUCUCCAGGCUACAGCCCAGUAUCAAGCAGUGCCGGAAGUGUCAUGUCUUUUUCAGUGACUGUCACAACAGUUCCUGCCAGCUGUACCUUAGACCAUGUUAGCCAUGGGGAAAGAACACCAAUGCAGGCUUUCACAGAAGGCUCCGGCGUAGAGGAUUCUCCUUCAAACUGUUUCUGCCGGCUGAAAGCCAUGAUCAUGUGCAAGGGAUGUGGAGCAUUUUGUCACGAUGACUGCAUUGGCCCUUCCAAACUGUGCGUCUCAUGUCUAGUGGUGCGAUAAGAGAAAAAAAUAAAACACUGACUGGUUUAAAUCAGGAUUUCUUUAUGUAAUAUCUCUCUCUCGCUGCCCUUCUCUCUCUCUCUCUCUCUCUCUCUCUCU
Molecule: messenger RNA, 4492 nt
Organism: Polyodon spathula (Mississippi paddlefish)
Lineage: Eukaryota; Metazoa; Chordata; Actinopteri; Acipenseriformes; Polyodontidae
Gene: asxl2
Product: ASXL transcriptional regulator 2
Exons: 13
Coding region: 110-4393 (1427 amino acids)
Biological process (GO): positive regulation of transcription by RNA polymerase II; animal organ morphogenesis
Cellular component (GO): PR-DUB complex
Molecular function (GO): peroxisome proliferator activated receptor binding; chromatin binding; DNA binding
Source: RefSeq, a predicted model, not a curated record